UUAGCUGAUGGUAUAUACACAAAAGAUGGCACAGUCGAUUACAAAAACAAUCCUGCAAACAAAAGGGUUACAGGAAAAUGGAAGACCUGCUUUUUUAUUCUUGGUAACGAAUGCUGCGAAAGAUUGGCAUACUAUGGAAUGAGCACAAAUCUAUUGCUUUAUUUCAAGAAUAAUCUUCAUCAACAUAGUUCCCAAGCAUCAAAGAACCUAUCAAAUUGGUCCGGAACAUGUUAUGUUACGCCGUUGGUUGGUGCGUUUCUUGCUGAUUCCUAUCUUGGCAGAUAUUGGACCAUUGCCAUCUUCUCCAUCAUCUAUGUCAUGGGAAUGAGUUUAUUGACAAUAUCAGCGGCGGUUCCUGGGCUUAAGCCAACUUGUGUGUCAAAAGAAGAUUGCCACGCUACUGGUCUAGACAUUGCGUUAACGUAUGUGGCACUCUAUCUAGUGGCCUUAGGAACCGGGGGGAUCAAACCAUGUGUGUCAUCGUAUGGUGCGGAUCAGUUUGAUGAUGAGGAUGAGGCCGAGAAGGAGCAAAAGAGUUCUUUCUUCAACUGGUUCUAUAUUUCCAUCAAUAUCGGUGCACUCCUUGCGUCGUCGUUUCUUGUUUGGAUCCAAGCCAAUGUGGGUUGGGGUUGGGGGUUUGGUAUCCCGGCCGUGACCAUGGCAGUUGCUGUUGUCUCGUUCUUUUCAGGAACCAAACGGUACAGGAAUCAGAAACCAGGUGGAAGCCCGUUGACACGUAUUUGCCAGGUCAUUGUAGCUUCUUGGAGGAAACGUAGGGUCCAUGUGCCCGAUGACAAGUCCCUUUUGUAUGAGACCACAGAUGGCAAAUCUGCCAUCACUGGAAGCCGCAAACUUGAACACACUGAAUUGUUUAGUUUCUUGGACAAAGCUGCUAUUCAGUUACAAUCAGAUCAUGUCAAAGGAUCCGCCAACCCAUGGUGGCUUUGCACAGUGACCCAAGUCGAGGAACUCAAAUCCAUCAUCAAGCUGCUUCCAAUAUGGGCCACGGGUAUCAUCUUCAGCGCUGUCUAUAGUCAAAUGAGCAAUAUGUUUGUGCUGCAAGGUUCUUUCAUGGACAUCAAGAUCAAGAAAUUUGAGAUCCCACCAGCAUCACUCAGCAUUUUCGACCCCAUUAGUGUCAUUCUCUUGACCCUAGUUUACAAAUGGGUCAUUAUACCUGUUGCCCGGAAAUAUACAGGCCACAAAUCAGGCCUCACUCAGCUCCAAAGAAUGGGCACAGGUCUAGUUAUAUCAAUUUUCGCAAUGCUAGCUGCUGGGAUAUUAGAAGUCAUCAGGCUCGGGAUUGUUAAGAAAAACAACUACUACGAUUUGGAGCAUAUGCCCAUGACGGUUUUCUGGCAGGUCCCACAGUAUCUCUUGAUUGGUGCUGCUGAGGUUUUUACGUUCAUAGGACAAACAGAAUUCUUUAAUGAUCAAGCCCCUGAUUCUAUGAGGAGUUUGUGUUCUGCUUUAUCGCUCACAACUGUGGCUUUAGGAAACUAUUUGAGUAGCUUGCUGGUGACAAUUGUAACCGCGAUUAGUACUAAAGGGGGUAAGCCGGGGUGGAUACCAGAUAAUCUGAAUCAUGGACAGUUACAGAAUUUCUUCUGGCUUUUGACCGUUCUUAGUGUGUUGAAUUUGGGGGCUUAUCUUCUCGUGGCCAGGUGGUAUACUUAUAAGCGUUCAGUUGGGACUCUUCGCUAG
Messenger RNA from Erigeron canadensis, 1704 nucleotides. RefSeq names its product protein NRT1/ PTR FAMILY 8.2-like. The transcript has 3 exons. Gene Ontology annotation, cellular component: membrane. NCBI's taxonomy places the organism in Eukaryota, Viridiplantae, Streptophyta, Magnoliopsida, Asterales, Asteraceae. The record is from RefSeq and is a predicted model, not a curated record. The coding region runs from base 139 to 1704 and encodes 521 amino acids. Gene Ontology annotation, biological process: transmembrane transport; oligopeptide transport. Gene Ontology annotation, molecular function: transmembrane transporter activity.